AUGGCGAAGGGUCAGAUCCCAGGCAGUGCACAGGGGCAAGGGAAAAUGGCAGAGUUAGAAGACACGGACACAGAAGAUGAUUUGGAUGUGGAAAUGUCAGGUAAAAAGGAGGAAUGCAGAAAUAUAACGGAGAUACUUCCUUUGCUCCGGAAAAAUAAAUUUCAACUGGUAGGCAGUGACAAUUUCCUUGCUAGUGUCAUUCAGAGGAGCCAGAAGUUCAUACCUUUCCUGCAGCCAAGAAUUGCCCCACAGCCCAUUGCGCAUACGGUGGUGCUAUACGGCCCUGCAGGUGUUGGGAAAAGCACCCUGGCAAAGCAGGUGUUCCUGGACUGGGCGGAGAACAACCUCAAUCAGAUGUUCAACUAUGUCUUCUACUUGAGGUGCAAGGAGCUCAACCAUGUGGGCGCUUGCAGCUUUGCAGAACUGAUCUUCAAGGACUGGCCAGAGUGGCUGGGUUGUGCGGCAGAAGUCUUUGGCCAGGCACAGAAGAUCUUGUUCAUCAUCGAUGGUUUCGAAGAGCUGAGAGUCCCUGCGGGGGCCCUGAUCCAUGAUAUCUGUGGCAACUGGGAGAGGGACCUUGGGAAGCUUGAGAUGGAGGAGGAGGACCUCUGUCCCUUCCUGGACAAGGGUGUCCUCCAGAGGGGCUGUGACGGCUGCUACUCCUUGAUCCACCUCAGCGUCCAGCAGUUCCUUGCUGCCAUGUAUUACAUUCUGGACAGUGAGGAGCAGGAAGAGGUGGAGUGCCACAGGUGGGACAUCCGGGAAGUGCAGAAGCUGUUCUCCAAGGAGGAGCGAGUGAGGAACCCCAGCCUGACCCAGGUGGGAUACUUCUUGUUUGGCCUCUCAAACGAGAAGAGGGUCCAGGAGCUGGAGUCGACUUUUGGCUGCCGGAUGUCCCUGCAGAUCAGGGAGGAAUUACUGAAAUACAGAGCGAAUCUUGAUGAGAACAAGCCCUUCUCUAGGACUGACAUGAAGGAGCUUUUGUACUGCCUCUAUGAGUCUCAGGAUGAGGGGCUGAUGAGGGACGCAAUGGUCCCCUUCACAGAAGUUUCUCUCCACUGGAUGAAUACAUUUGAAGUGAUGUACUCUUCAUUCUGCCUCAAGCAUUGUCAGAACCUGCAGAAACUCUCCCUGCAGAUAGCAAGGGGGAUAUUCCUGGAGAAUGACCCUGUGUCGCGUGAGGACGCUCAACUUGAGAGCUCAAACAAGAAUCUGAAAGUUCUGGACAUGACGCAAAGCUUCCUGAGUGACUCCUCCGUGAGGAUUCUUUGUGAUCAUAUAACCCGGUUCUCCUGUCAUCUGCAGAAAGUGGUGAUUAGAAAUGUCACCCCUGAUAGCGCUUACCGGGAUUUCUGUCUGGCUUUCGUUGGUAAGAAGACUUUGACGCACCUGACCCUGGAGGGCCACGUCCAGUGGGAUGACAUGCUGCUGCUGCUGCUGGUGGAGAACUGUCACCUUACAGAAGCCUGCUGUAAGCAACUUGCUUCUGUUUUGGUGGUCAGUCAGCAGCUGACUUACCUGUCCUUGGCCAAGAAUGACCUCGGGGAUGGUGGAGUGAAGUUUCUGUGUGAGGGCUUGGGGUACCCUGAAUGUAAACUACAGACCCUGGUGUUACGGCAAUGCAACAUUUCCAGACUUGGCUGCAAACAUCUCUCAAAGCUAUUCCAGGGACACUCCAGCCUAACAAGUUUGGACCUGGGUCUCAACUGCAUAACUACUGGAUUGUGGUUUCUCUGUAAGGCCUUGAAGAAUCCAUUUUGUAACCUAAAAUAUCUNNGGCUCUGGGGCUGCUCCCUCACGCCCUUCUCUUGUCAGGAUCUCUCAUCAGCUCUUCUUAGCAACCAGAAGCUGGAGAGCCUGGACCUAGGCCAGAAUAACUUGGGGCAGAGUGGAGUCACUCUGCUCUUUGAGGCUUUAAAACAAAAGAAUGGACCCUUGAAGACACUCAGGUUGAAGGCAUAUGAGUCUAAUUUGAAAAUCCAAGUGCUGUUGGAGUAUAUAAAAGAAAACAAUCCUCAACUGACAAUUGACUGUGAUGCUGCCAGGACGACUAGAUCAUCAUCUUGUUAUUACCUCUCCUGA
Messenger RNA from Otolemur garnettii (small-eared galago), 2082 nucleotides. RefSeq names its product NACHT, LRR and PYD domains-containing protein 7. NCBI's taxonomy places the organism in Eukaryota, Metazoa, Chordata, Mammalia, Primates, Galagidae. The transcript is spliced from 10 exons. The record is from RefSeq and is a predicted model, not a curated record. Gene Ontology annotation, molecular function: protein binding. Bases 1 to 2082 code for a protein of 693 amino acids. Gene Ontology annotation, biological process: regulation of inflammatory response. Gene Ontology annotation, cellular component: cytoplasm.